Molecule: messenger RNA, 1113 nt
Organism: Nicotiana tabacum (common tobacco)
Lineage: Eukaryota; Viridiplantae; Streptophyta; Magnoliopsida; Solanales; Solanaceae
Source: RefSeq, a predicted model, not a curated record
AUGACGGCUCCACUAAAUCUUGAAGAAGGUCAAUCCAUAUACCACCCACCCAAGUUUGAUGGAAAAUGCUAUUGGUGGUGGAAAGCGAGAAUGCAUGAUUUCAUCAUGGCUGAGGAUUGCGAGCUUUGGGAUGUUAUCUGCGAUGGUCCAUUUGUUAUAAUUAAGGUACUAAAUGAAUUUCCAUUUUCAAUAAAAAAGACCAGCGGAGAAUACGCUGAAGAAGACAAGAAAGCAAUGGAGAAGAAUUUUCAUGCCACGAAAAUUCUGGUAUAUGGUUUGGAACCUAAAGAGUACGAUAGAGUAUCUACACGCAACACUGCCAAGGAAAUAUGGGAGGCUUUGCAAAAAGCCUAUGAGGGAACUACACAAGUAAAGCAAGAUAAAUCUAAUACUGAUGAUAGUUCUACGAUGGCAGUUGAAGGCGAGGAGAUUGGAUAUGACUCAACACUUGCUCUGAUGGCUCAAUCAGACAAUGACGAAGACAAUGACAACAAAGAGAAGGCCAUUGAAAUUCUUAGAAAAGAAAAGACUGAUCUCUUGGCAGAAACUGCUGACCACAGGGAACUAAUAGCAAAGCCCUUGACUGAGUCAAAACCUGAAAGCUCUGAAAGAGGAAAGGAGAUAGUAAGUGAAGAAUAUUCUAGGCUUGAAGAUGAGGUGAAGGCCUUGAGAUGUAGGAUGGGUGCUGAAAUUGAGAAAAACGAGCUCCUCCAAACCAAUCUAGAAAAAGUAAUGAAUGAUCUUGAAAAGUCUCUAAAGUGGACCUGGUCCGUAGAGUCUACCACUACCUUGCUCACUAAUAACAGUGAAAAAGGGCGGAGAGUAGGGUUUCCACGGAAGAAAUAUCCUUACAACCCUCACAGUAAGAGCGCCACUACAUCUGACAGCUGGCCUUGUACCCAAUGUGGGAACACUGGGCACUCCAAGGAAGGUGUCCAGGCUAAGAAUCAAUCAGUCCCAAAAGAUAAAGUGGCUACAAAAACUGGAAUAGUGAAGGGAAGUGAUCAAAAAUGGUUCAUGGAUAGUGGAUGUUCGAAACACAUGACUGAGAACACCACAAACAGUGGUAAUCUGAGUUGUCUGAAGGCUGUUGACGAUGAUGCUGAACUAUGA